AUUCUUAAAUUAUUUACCUAUUAUAAAAGAAAUAGUUAACUAAAAUUUUUUAUAAUUAUAAUUAUUUCCAGGCUUGAAUAUGUCAACCAGCAACAUGUAUUUUCUGGGCUACAGUAGGACAGCUUUCUUUGACAAGUCUUAUAACCUAAUUGCAACCUCCUCGUUGAUAACUCGAGCAACUGCAAAACAACUGGACAGUUGACAGUUUCUGAUAGUAUGUCAGAUCAGUCUGUCCUGCAGGUGUGAUAUGAUGCAUUGAGAUGGACGAGACAUCGUGUUCUUUGGACGGCGCUGCAGAAACAAGCGAAACAUCAUGUAGCCGUUGCGGUCCUGUAUGCACAUGUCAGUCUGGUGAUAAGCCUGAGACGAAACCAAAACCGUUUUCCUGCAGUUUUUGCGAUUACAGAUGUUCGCAUUCGUACCUGUUGAAGAGGCAUGUCCACCUGCACGUAGGUGACAAACCAUUUUCCUGCGAAUUGUGCGGUUAUAAAUGCCUGCUGCCGUACCAGCUUAAAAGGCACAUGCAAAUUCAUGAUGGCACGAGGCCGUUUUCGUGCAGUGAGUGCGAUUACAGCUGUUCAUACAAAAAUGAAAUCAAGAGGCAUGUAUUGACUCACACGGGGGAGAAGCCGUUUUCUUGCAGUUUCUGCGAUUUCAGCUGUACGCGCAAGUUCCACCUCAAAGAGCACGAGCGAAUGCACACGGGGGAGAAGCCGUAUGCAUGCAGGCUCUGUGAUUAUGCCUGUGCUAGGCGUUCGCAUCUGAAACAACACGAGCGUACACACACGGGCGAGAAGCCGUUCUCUUGCAACUUGUGCGACUUCGCCGGCACACAGCUCACAAGCUUGAAACAACACAUGCGCACACACACAGGAGAGAGGCCGUUUGUCUGUCCUGUCUGCGAUCGAAGGUGUGGCUCCAAGGGCGACCUGAAACGCCACUCGCUCACUCAUACAGGGGAGAAGCCGUUCUGCUGCGUUCUAUGCGACUACACGUGUGCCCGUCAGUGCCACCUGAAGCAACACAUGCUCACACACGCACAACGUAAGCCUUUUACAUGUGGUCAGUGCGAUUACAAAUGCCUCACACAAAAGUAUAUGAAAAAGCACCUUCUGGAAGGGUGUAAAAAAGAAAAUCUUACUCAAAAAUAACACCUAUCCUAUUGUUAAACAAGACAAAAAAUUGUAUAUGUUAAAACUUAAUAAAAAAUAUUUUUCUUAUGCCUA
Molecule: messenger RNA, 1226 nt
Organism: Cimex lectularius (bed bug)
Lineage: Eukaryota; Metazoa; Arthropoda; Insecta; Hemiptera; Cimicidae
Product: oocyte zinc finger protein XlCOF6.1-like
Exons: 3
Coding region: 261-1151 (296 amino acids)
Source: RefSeq, a predicted model, not a curated record